Messenger RNA from Cucumis melo (muskmelon), 1751 nucleotides. RefSeq lists its product as uncharacterized. The record is from RefSeq and is a predicted model, not a curated record. Lineage: Eukaryota; Viridiplantae; Streptophyta; Magnoliopsida; Cucurbitales; Cucurbitaceae. Bases 364 to 1320 code for a protein of 318 amino acids. The transcript is spliced from 8 exons.
AAACCAAAGGGAGCAGCCGAUCGAUCAAAACACCCAAAAAAGCAAAAACACAAAGCGCUAUUCAUUGAUCAACCCAACAAAAUAUUUAAAAAGAAAAAACCUUCUUCUUUACACAAACUCCAAAUCAAAAUUCCCUUCUCCAUUUUCCCUCAAUUUCUUUCUCUCAAUCAAAACCUUCCCUCCAAUUUCUUCUCUCCUUCUUCAAUCCGAUUCAGCGCAAUGCUCUUUGCAUCUGAAAGUUAUAUGGUUUCGUCAUUCAACUUGUAUUUGGUGCAUUGAACUGCUUUCCUUAGUCCCAUACCAUCGCCGGUAAUUUGCAUUCAGAUCCUGUAGUGGAGGAACAGUGCUGGAUAGUCUUUAAGAAUGUCAAGUGGAUCGAUGAGAAGAGUCUCACGUCAAGAUAUUCAGUUGGUGCAAAAUCUUAUUGAACGAUGCCUUCAGCUAUACAUGAACCAAAAGGAAGUUGUGGAGACACUGCUGAAUCAAGCUAAAAUUGAGCCUGGAUUUACAGAACUUGUUUGGCAAAAACUUGAAGAAGAGAAUCGUGAAUUCUUCAGGGAGUAUUAUCUGAGAUUAAUGGUGAAGCGUCAGAUAGUUGAAUUCAACAGGUUGCUUGAGCAACAAGUUCGGAUGAUGCAAAUACAGGAAACUGGAGCUACUCCAUUACCUACUUCGAAUGGAUCGCUGGUCCAACAAAUGCACCAGAAUCCAACAUAUUCAGUAUCUUCACUAAAGCAGAAUAACGUGCAGCAUCCUUUUGGUAACAGCAUGCCUAACAAUGCAUAUCUCAACGGUGCUGUGUCAUUGCAUUCAAGAAUGCAUCCAACAGUUGACAUGUCUGCGCAUCCAAGUAGGAUUGAAGCACCACCGUCUAUACUACCAACCCAAAGCUCAAACAUAGGGUUGAAUGGUAGGACAAUAAAAUCUGAAGCUGGAUAUUCAGGCAAUUCCUCUUAUAUGUUCGGUGGUGUUGAUAGUAAUGUAGUGGAACCACGCCAAACAAUGGGUGAUGUAUCGGUGGCACCUUUCUCUGGCAUGGAGUCCAGUGCUCAACCCAUGAAUGAACCACUCCUGGAACCGGACACUUCCUCUUUUGGAUUUCUUGGUCAGAUUCCUCGAAAUUUCAGCCUAUCAGAUCUAACAGCAGACUUUUCGCAGAGCUCAGAUAUACUGGAAAGCUAUGCCAGAUCUCCUUUUCUAGCCACAGAAACUGACAACUUCAUGGAUAUUCGUGAUAGAGAACAUCAAGAAGACAAUAAAAGGUCAUUGGAUACGAUAUCAGAAGGCUUGAGUUAUGAGGACUUUGGAAGCGACUCAUGAAUCAUAUUCUCUGUUUGAUUAGAUUAAGGUCUUUAUUUUAUUUUGGAGGAAGGGGGGUUUGACUAAUAAUGUUUGGGAAGUUUCAAACUGGAAAUGCAUCAGGUUUGGGGUUUUCUUAUAAAAAGAAAAAAAAAAAAGGAAGAAGAAAAGCACAAGCUUCUGAUUAUACUGACAUCAAAAUAUGUAGUGGUAAAAGCUGAGUCGACUUCAGAAAUGUAUGUAAAGUCAUGAUUUUCUUUUUAUCAAGUUUGGUUUUGGUCUCGCCAUUAAUAAUCUUUUGGUAGGAUUUGUUUGUAGCUGUCUUGUUUCGUUUUUUUUUUUAAUCUUUGGUCGAAAUUAAGUGUAACAAUAUUUAGAUGAUGUUUUCGUUUGUUUUGUUUAGCUUAUGAUUUGAAUUUAAUCAAAUAGUUUGGUGCUCCCUUUGAUCUCAA